Messenger RNA from Jatropha curcas, 733 nucleotides. RefSeq names its product multiprotein bridging factor 1C (gene MBF1C). Lineage: Eukaryota; Viridiplantae; Streptophyta; Magnoliopsida; Malpighiales; Euphorbiaceae. The record is from RefSeq and is a predicted model, not a curated record. Gene Ontology annotation, molecular function: DNA binding. Gene Ontology annotation, cellular component: nucleus.
ACCAUCAUUUUUCGAAUUAAUUGUUGUAUUUGAUCAAGUUCAGUGUUUCCCAGCUCAAUAUAUCUGUUCUUUUUGUCUCGUCUUUGAAAGAGGAUGCCUAGCAGAACGACAGGAGCGAUCGCUCAGGAUUGGGAGCCUGUGGUGCUGCGCAAGUCAAAGACAAAGGCCCAAGACCUGCGCGACCCGAAGGCGGUGAACCAGGCUCUUCGAUCAGGCGUACCAGUCCAGACCAUCAAGAAAUCCGAGGGCGGCUCUAACAAGAAAGCAGCCCCGGUUGUGAACGCUAGAAAGUUGGACGAAGGAACGGAACCCGCAGCGCUGGACAGGGUGUCACCGGAGGUAAGGCAAGCUAUCCAGAAGGCACGGCUAGAGAAGAAGAUGAGCCAAACAGAGCUGGCUAAGUUAAUCAACGAGCAGCCUAAAGUGGUUCAGGAGUAUGAGAACGGGAAGGCGGUUCCUAACCAGGCUAUUUUGGCGAAGAUGGAGAAAGUGCUUGGUGUGAAGCUCAGAGGGAAGGUUGGGAAGUGAUGUUAUAUGAUCAUAUGGACAGGUGGUUAAAACGACAUGCUAUCUGGUGUGGCGCGAGGUGUUUUGUGAAUUUGAAAAUAUGUAGUGUGGGGUCUAGUCUAGUCUUCUAGAGUUAGUUCUCUCUCCCUUUCGUUUGUGCAUAUUGAUGUAUGAUCAGACUUUAAUCUGGUUUUUGUUGAAUGGAUUCGACUUCUUGAUUGCUUUU